GCUGGGGGAAAGCAUUGAACUGCGUCAACAAUUGUUUUCAUGAUACACUCGGAUUCUAGCGUCUGUUCAGCAUGACAACAAGGAAAACCCAGGGUUGACUGAGACAGUUGAUAUCCAGCUUCGUAGUACAGGUUCUCCAGGAUGGUCAAUUUUAUCCUGGCCACUACUGAGUGAUUUAUGGCACUGUUCCCGGACGGGACCUUAUUAAGCAACAACAUGGACACAUCCAACUUUGCCCACGUCAUCUUCCAAAAUGUGGGGAAGAGUUACCUGCCACAUGCCGCACUGGAGUGCCACUAUACCCUGACGCAGUUCAUCAAACCAAAUCCAAAGGACUGGGUUGGCAUUUUCAAGGUCGGUUGGAGCACAGCGAGGGACUAUUACACAUUCUUGUGGUCACCUCUUCCUGAAAACUAUGUGGAGGGCACCGCAGUCAACAGAACAGUGGUCUUCCAGGGAUACUAUGUUCCCAACGACGACGGCGAGUUCUACCAGUUCUGUUACGUGACCCACAAAGGUGAGAUACGUGGCGCUAGCACGCCGUUCCUGUUCCGUGCUAACAGCCCUUCAGAGGACGAGCUGCUGACUGUGGAGGAUGAAUGCAACUCUGACAUCCUGGUGGUCACCACCAAGGCCGGGUUCCUCGAGCAAAAGAUGGAAGAAGCCCAGAGAGAGAAAGUAGAGCUGGUCAAAAACAUAGCCCUCCUGCAGCAGGAGAAGGAGCAACUGGAAGCUGAGAAGGAGAGUCUGCAGAAAGAGUGUGAGCAGGAGAAAGAGACUUGUGUCCAGCUGAGAAGAGAGAACCAAGAGGUGCAGAAUUCCUCCCAGGCCUUGCAGGAGGAGAAAGAGGAGGUAAAGAGGAGACUGGAGGAAGCCACAGCCAGAGUCAUUCAGCUGGAGGAGGAUCUGAUCGGUGUCACGCAGAAGGGCCUACAAAAGGAAACUGAGCUGGACAGUCUCAAAGACAGAGUGAAGAAACUUGCAGCUGAGAAGGAGCUCCUUGAAUCUCAUCUCAAGAAUGAGAAGGAUGAGAAGGAACUCUACAAGAUUCACCUGAAAAACCGGGAGCUUGAGAACACUAAGCUGAGUGCAGAGCUGCAGAUGCUGAAGUCUGUGGACGUUAACAAGGAGAACACCAUUGCCCAGUUUAAAGAGGAGGUGGGACGCCUGCAGAUGUGCCUCACUGAGAAGGAGAAACAGUACAGAGAGAUGCUGGCCAAAGUUUCUCCCUUGGGAGACAUGAAGGCCCUGAAGGAGCAGCUACGGCAGAAGGAGGAACAGCUCCAAGCCAACCAGCAGCAGUCCUCCCUGUUGGCCGCAGAGCUGCGCGACGCCUCCAGGACCCGCGACCGUACCAUGUCUGAGCUCUACCACAUGAAGCUGGAGGCCGAUGCCCUUCUCCAGGCCAAGGCCGACGCUCAAGCCCAGUGCGUCCACUUGGAGUGUCUCGUGGAGCAGAUGAAGAUGGAGGCCAAGCAAGAAGCAGAAGCAGCCAAAGCAGAAGAGGAAGCUGCUGCAGACCCAGCUGUCAUGGCAGAACUGCAGCGAGAGGUGGAGGACCUCAAGAUGCGGCUUCACAUGGCUGCAGAACACUACAAGGAGAAAUACAAGGAAUGUCAGCGACUGCAAAAACAAGUCCUUAAGCUCUCUGAGCAGCAAGGGGAGCUGAAGAGAAGCUCAGCACAAGAUGCCACAACUGUGCCUGCAUCUGUGAGUCCAGACACAUCGGUGCCAGGGAGUCCCGGCUCUGCUGAUCCUAUGCUGGAAGCCAUCAUCCAGGAGAAGCUCAAAGGGAUCAGCAGAGAGGCGUCUGACCGAAAUGACAAGUACAGAAAAUGCAAGCAGAUGCUGGUUGAGGAGAAGGAGCGUAGCUGCAUGUUUGCUGAUGAGCUGGCCAAAAUGGAGGUGAAAUUUAAGGAGCAGCUGAGGACCAAUGAAAACCUGAAGCUGCAGCUGGCAGCAGAGGAAGAUCGCUACAAGAGCCAGGUUGCCGAGAAGGGACGGGAGCUGAAGGAACUGAAGGUCACACUAGCACUUGUUGUGAAGGAGAAGGAAAAAGUGGAAGGGGAACUCCAGAAGGGCAGCUGCAGCCGGAAGGGCGACCAGGGGGUUGGUGAGAAAAGCAGCCUGGAGAGCAUCCAGUCCAGCGUGCCUUUAUUCCUGCAGUACCCCGUCCCUUACACUCAGGACGCCCCCACCCCUCUGCUGGUCUCUCAGAGCCCCAGCAAGCUGCAGUUCGGGAACCCUUACUCCAUCUCAGACUCAAAAGAUGAGGCGGAUGAGGAGUUCUCAGAUGACCAGCUGCUGAGGCUGCCCCCCGUGGGCCCGCCCUCUUGGGACAGCAAUGUGGUGUGUAUCCAACCCACCCGCAACCACAGCCGGCCGGAGGGCCACGAGGAGCCCGAGGAAAAGCAAAGCAACAACAACAACAACGCUGAUGCCAACGAACAGCCCACAGCAACUGAAACUCACAGUCCAUUUGUGAACGAUGGACAAACAGCCUUCUGCUUUGAUCCCAGCAUGGACAUGAAGCGAUGUCCGCUGUGCGAGGUUAUCUUCCCACCCAACUAUGACCAGAGCAAGUUCGAGGAGCAUGUGGAGAGCCACUGGAAAAUCUGCCCAAUGUGCAGCGAGCAGUUCCCGCUGGACUGCGACCAGAAAGUGUUUGAGAAUCACGUGCUCACCCACUUCGACAGCCACCCGCUCAACUUCGACUAGAAAAACAGAAAAAAAUCAGCACAUCAGCUCUGCCUACUUCCUGUCAACCACUGAAAAAAAUCACUCUGCACUCUUUUCUGCAUGUAAUGGUGUGAAGAUCCAGUCUCUAGGACCGUACUGACUUUUCCGCUUUGUUACUUCAACUUAGAAACACUUUGAGGUGAAUGGUAUUUUAAUUCAGUUUACAUUGCAGGGCUACUAAAUCUGUUUGCAAAUUAGACAUUUUUUUUUAUAGGUGGAAGAUUUCCCUUCAUUUGGAUCUGGAGAAACACGUAUGGGGAUAAGACUGUUCUGUACGUACAUAUAUUGACUUGGCUCUCACAGAUCUGUUAGACUACAGGAUGUAACGAAUCAGGGAAAGAGAUAAGUGUUUACCAAACUUACAUUUAAAACAUUAAACCCAACCACCACCUCCUUAAACAUCACUGUACAAGUAAUACGCUCAGUCUUUUCAGAAAGCAGUCUUGGUGCACUAUAUGCAGUCAGGGAGAACAUCCAGACAUGAUUAUACAGUAUAUCGAAAGAUCGUCUAUUUUAAGAGUAAUGAAAAGCCAAUGAUAUUGUGAAAGCCUUGAUUCUUUGUGUUUAUUGAUUUGUUCUGUUCCUUUAGUUUUGAUUUUGAUUAUUUAAUUGGGUUAUUGUGUUCGGAAUCCGUAAGAACCUUCGUCAUAUCAUCAGCUGAUCGGUGCAUGCUGAGCUUUCGUUGAACUUCCCCCUCUUUUGUUCUUCUCUUUUAAAACAAUAAGUUAUUUUAUUCAUAGAAAUGUUUCAUUUGUUCAGUGAGUUCCAUGUAUCUAAUAUGUACUAAUAAAGUCUGUUUGAAACAGA
Messenger RNA from Scophthalmus maximus (turbot), 3546 nucleotides. RefSeq names its product Tax1 (human T-cell leukemia virus type I) binding protein 1b (gene tax1bp1b). Lineage: Eukaryota; Metazoa; Chordata; Actinopteri; Pleuronectiformes; Scophthalmidae. The record is from RefSeq and is a predicted model, not a curated record. Bases 178 to 2718 code for a protein of 846 amino acids. The transcript is spliced from 19 exons.